This is a messenger RNA of Odobenus rosmarus divergens (Pacific walrus), 1090 nucleotides long. It is a transcript of the gene MTG1, whose product is annotated as mitochondrial GTPase 1 homolog (S. cerevisiae). Gene Ontology annotation, cellular component: mitochondrion. Lineage: Eukaryota; Metazoa; Chordata; Mammalia; Carnivora; Odobenidae. The transcript has 11 exons. Bases 6 to 1004 code for a protein of 332 amino acids. The record is from RefSeq and is a predicted model, not a curated record. Gene Ontology annotation, molecular function: GTP binding; GTPase activity.
GCGCCAUGGGGCUGGCCUCGCGCGCGCUCUGCGGCGCCGCCGGGGCCGCCUGGCGAGAGAGCUUCCCCCUGGGCGGUCGCGACGUGGCGCGCUGGUUCCCGGGACACAUGGCCAAGGGGCUGAAGAAGAUGCAGAGCAGCCUAAAGUUGGUGGACUGUAUCAUCGAGGUCCAUGAUGCCCGGAUUCCACUUUCAGGCCGCAAUCCUCUGUUUCAGGAAACUCUUGGGCUUAAGCCUCACAUGCUGGUCCUCAACAAAAUGGACUUGGCGGAUCUGAAAGAGCAGCAGAAAAUUAUACGACACUUAGAAGGAGAAGGCCUAAAAAAUGUUGUUUUCACCAACUGUGUAAGGGAUGAGAAUAUCAAGCAGAUCAUCCCGAUGGUCAGAGGACUGGUUGAGAGCAGUUACCGCUAUCAUCGAGGAGAGAGCCUGGAGUACUGUGCCAUGGUGAUCGGGAUCCCCAAUGUGGGCAAGUCCUCACUCAUCAACGCGCUCAGGAGACAGCACCUCAGGAAAGGAAAAGCUACCAGGGUGGGCGGUGAGCCUGGGAUCACCAGAGCUGUGAUGUCCAGAAUUCAGGUGUGUGAGCGGCCACUGAUGUUCCUGCUGGACACUCCCGGGGUGCUGGCCCCUCGGAUCGAAAGUGUGGAGAUGGGCCUGAAGCUGGCCCUGUGCGGAACCGUGCUGGACCACCUGGUGGGGGUGGAGACCCUGGCCGACUACCUUCUCUACACUCUCAACAGGCACCAGCUCUUUGGGUACGUGCAGCACUACGGUCUGGACGGAGCCUGUGAUGACAUAGCCAGUGUGCUGAAGCGGGUGGCUGUGAGGCUGGGGAAGACGCAGAAGGUGAAGGUGCUCACAGGCACAGGGGAUGUGAACGUCAUCCAGCCCAACUACUCUGCGGCAGCCCAAGACUUCCUCCGCACCUUCCGCAGUGGGCUGCUCGGCCCAGUGAUGCUGGACAGGGAUGUCCUGCAGAGACCCCCCUUGGCAGACCCCUGAACCAGUCCAGCUGGCAGGGGCUUCACUCCUGCCUGGCCCUUGGCACCACAGAUUGGGACAUCCCAGGCCCUCACAGCCAAGAAUUU